AGCUUGUGUACAUGGGAAGUCCCCAGUAUGGAAUAAGAAUCCCAUCAGCACCACUUAGUGCCAUAGAAAAGGCAUGCAGCAGUGCAGGGAGAUUGGCACUUGGGCUUCUUGAGCUGAUAAUAAAUAAGGAAGAGUGUUCUAGCCUGUCCAUUUAUGGACAGUCUAAAGGAAAGGUCCCAAUGGAUGUCAAUAAAAGAAAGGCUCUGAGAAGUCAUGUGUUCAACAGAUACAACAUUGGUUCAGAAGCAGAAAAGGACAGACUAUGGACCCAGGAAAUUGUAACGAAAUUGAAUGAUAAAAUACGAGCAAUAAAAAAUAAUUAAUACAAAUUACAGAAUUAAACAAUGGCUAAUCUAGCUUUUCCCUAUCUUUCUUACAAAAUUUUGGGCCAGAUCCCUAAGAUUUCUUUUAUGUACCAUAAUUUUAGCCCAAAAAUUUCUUUAGUUUUGCCCUAAUUUUGUGUCAGAAGAUGCUGGACAGCCUGUCAUAGGAUAAAGUUCAGGAAAAAUGUUUAAACUCACAUGGUCAGUAGGGCACAUAGAGUUUGGACUCACUGCUGCUUGUUUGUAUGUUUAAUUGUACUUUUCACUUAUUUCAUCAAAAGAUUUUUUUGCUGUUUUUGUGUCACACCCUAAUUUUUAGGUUUGCAAAUGAUAGAAAAGCCUAUGUUUAGCUCAUCACCUGUCACAAAGUGACAAGAUAAGCUUUUGUGAUUGCAUGAUGUCGAGUUCCCUUUGUCCAUUCUUCUGUUUAUCCAUAUAUCCCACUGGGGUAAUGGAAAAAUCCCACUGGGGUGAGGAUGGAUCCCAGUUUAUAAGAUGAGGUGGAUGAUCCCACUUGGAUAGUUAUUGGAUCCCUCUUGGAUGAGAGGUAGGAUCAUACAGGGUUUUAAAUUGGUUGGAAUCUCACCAGGAUAGUGGUAGGAUUUCAAUUGGGAUCCCACCAGGUUCCCCAAAUGUGGUUGCGAUCCUACCGGGAUAAGGGUUGGAUCCUCCCGGGAUAGUGGUGGGAUUUCAAUUGGCAUCCCACUGGGAAAUUUGGUCGGGAUCCCACUGGGAUGGUGGUGAGAUUUCAAUAGGAUCCCACUGGGAAAUUUGGUCAGGAUCCCACUGGGAUAAAGGUGGGAUUUCAAUUGGGAUCCCAGUGGGACCUAGUAGAAAAUUUGGUCGGGAUCCCACUAGGAUAAGGGUGGGAUCCCACCGGGAUAGGGUGGGAUCCCGACCAAAAUUCCCGGUGGGUCCAAGUGGGAUCCCAAUCUCAUCCCACUGGGAUUCCCAGUCAUUUUUUCAGUAGGGUAUGACAAAUAAAAAAUUCUUCUCACUGUAUUCAGUCCAUUUCCUGAUUGGAAAGUACCUUGGAAUCUGACCCCGUGUUCACUAACAUUUAAAGAUCAGGAUCAAGCUCAGAUCAGCUGAUCUGAUAUUUUGACUCACAUGAUCCUGAGCCGAAAUUUGGUGUUCACUAAACAAAAAAUAAUCGCGAUCAUGUGAGCCAAAGAUUAGGAUCAAUUGAUCUCGAUUGUUAAUAACAUAAGCGACCACCAGAAAACUCUUCAAUUGGAGGCGCUUGUUGUUUUACCGUCUGCAUCUCUGAAAAAUGGAGCGGUUUCCGAACUGGACGGAAAGAGAGAAAUUAUUCGUGAUAAAGAAAAUAAAUGACUCUUACAGUCACCUGUUUGGAAAGUUUAAAGGGGCGGCGAUGACAAAUAAAGAGAAGGACUGCCUUUGGCAGUCCUUAACUGAUGAAUUCAAUAGGCAAGUGAUUUUUUAUUCUUUUUUAUUUGCCGGGAGGGAGGGGCUCUUCAGAUAACAGUUCAUGUAUUGAACUGUGAACUUCUGCAGUGAACAAAAAUUGUCUUACUUAAUUAAGUUAUACUUAAGUUAUUAUGUAAGUUUCCCUUCUGUAUAUGGCAAUAAUGUUUUAUUUAGUUAUGUUACACCUUGUUUGUCAUUCAGUAUCUGAGCUAAUGGAGGAGAACAUAUGUUUCCCAACAACAAGGAGGGAAAUGAAGGCUGCAGCAGAUGGGUUUAGACAGCUUAGUGCUAUGCCUGGGGUGGUUGGAGCCGUAGAUGGAACCCAUGUAUCCAUACCUGCAGUCCUGCAACCAGAUCAGUUCAUAGAGCAGCCUUCAUAACCAACCACAUGAAAUAAGAGACUUGAAUUGCAGGCUUCAGCAAAGAAUUCAUGGUAUAUUGUUGAAAACAGCUCCAUAAAUGGAGCAGGGCCCGGUCUGCUGAUAAACCUUCAAAAGGUCUGUCAAAUACAAAUACAAAAUGUAUAUUAUUUUAUACACUUUUAAACUUCUUUUAAUAAGUAGUUAAAUUGUUUUUUUUUUUUAUUACUUGAAUUUAUAGUAUAAAAAAAUCGUUAUCGCAAUGAAUUUCUGAAGAUCUGGAUUUUCGGAAGCCAUGAAAAAUAUCAAAAUGCUUGCAGAAGCAGUUCCCACUAUAAAGAUGUGAAUCAUCUCAAACCUAAAAACACCAACACUGUCGAUCAAAGUACAACAAGCAAAACAAGCCAAAACAACAACAAACAAUCAGUCAAAUGUCUCACACCCUUGAAGAGGGAAAAUUAAAAUGUCAGUGGAUCUAACAGUGACAGGAAAAGUGAAACUUCAGACAAUGAUUUGGAUAAUUUCAUGACUGCAGACCAUCCUUCUGAGCCAGAUGCAUUUGGAGAUCCUGAACAAACAGGGGAACAAAUGGCAACCAUCACUAACAAAGCUCUCAGGGGAAGAAGAGAUAAUCAUGACAGUGAACAAGAGGGCCAUGAUGGCCCUGAAGUCACUCACCUGUAUAUAGGCCCCCAGAGUGGGGCCAGUUUAAACCUCAUGGCUUUUUUUUAAACAAACCUGGUAGACACCCAUUUGAAGAUGUUUCAUGCUAAACAUCUAAUGUCUAACACAUUGAGUUUUUAAAAAAAAGAUUUUUAAGUUUUAUACAAUUAUAGUUAAAAGCAAUGAAACCCCUAGGGCGGGUCCAGUUUGACCCAAGGGCUUUUAUUUGAACAAACUUUGAAGACAUUCACUAGAAGAUGUUUCAAGUUUAAUAUCUAAACUCUAGCUAUUUGUUUUUUUUUGAAAGAGGAUUUUUAAGUUUUAUACAUAUAAGGAAAAUUAAUGUCCCCCGGGGAAGGGCCAAUUUGACCCUAAGGCUUUUAUUUGAACAAACUUUGAAGACACUUACUGGAAGAUGUUUCAUGCUUAAUAUCUAAACUCUAGCUAUUUGGAUUUUUUUAAAUAAGAUUUUUUAAGUUUUUGCUAUACACAUAAAUAAAAUCAAUGACCCCCGGGGCGGGGCCAAUUCUGACCCCAGGGCUUUUAUUUGAACAAACUUUGUAGACACUCACUAGAAGAUGUUUCAUGCUUAGUAUCUAAACUCUAGCUAUUUGGGUUUUUUAAAAGAAGAUUUUUUUUUUAAGGUUUUAAAAUACACAUUUAAGGAAAAUAAAUGACCCCGGGGCAGGGCCAAUUUUGACCCAGAGCUCUUAUUUAAACAAGUUUGGUAGACACCCAUUAGAACAUCGUUCAUGCUUAAUAUCUUAGCUUUAGCUCUUUGGGUUCUUUAAAAGGAGAUUUUAUAAGUUUUUACUAUAUGCAUAUAGGGAAAAUCAAUGACCCCCAGGGGCCGGGCCAAUUUUGACCCCAGGGCUUUUAUUUGAAUAAACUUGGUAGACACCCAUUUAAAGAUGUUUCAUGCUUAAUAUCUUAGCUUUAGCUCUUUGGGUUCUUUAAAAGAACAUUUUUUAAAGUUUUUACUAUAUGCAUAUAGGGAAAAUCAAUGACCCCCGGGGCGGGGCCAAUUUUGACCCCAGGGCUUUUAUUUGAACAAACUUGAUAGACACUCACUAGAAGAUGUUUUAUGCCAAAUAUCUAAGCUCUACCUCUUUGGGUUUUUUAAAAGAAGACAUUUUAAGUUUUUUCUAUUAGUUGCCAUGGCAACCAGAGUUCUGCAUGGUAUUAAAUUCUUUGAACAAUUUUUAAAGGUGACUACUUAAGGAACAUUCCUGUGAAGUUUGGAUGAAAUUGGCUCAGCGGUUUAUGAGGAGAUGUCAUAUAAAGUAAAAGUUUACUGACGACGGACGGACGAACACCGGACGAAAAGCGAUCACAAAAGCUCACCCUGUCACUUUGUGACAGGUGAGCUAAAAAUUACAUCAGCUUGGAGAAUAAUAUAAACGAUUUAAUGAAGCUUUAAUUUGUUACCUAAACUGGUGUGAAGGUAUAGGAUCAGUAGUGUAAAUAGGACACAAUAUAAAAAGAUUUGAUUUUCCUCAACUUCUGAUGGCACAUUGAGUAGUAAAUGUGGAAGCUGAAUUUACUAAUGCGUGUUAAGGUGAUGUGGAUACUCUACCAAUUUCCAAAGAAAUUCAUCCUGGUAUGGACAACUACAGACAACAAUUCUUAUUUGUAACAUUGUGGAAUAAAAAGUAUUGUGCUCAUUAUGUCCUUGAUGAUAUGCUGAGCCUGCAAGAAUUAUAUACUUUUUCAAAUAAGCCACAUAAUAAGAUAAUGAAAUCAAGUUUCUCAACAGUGUGGAAUUUCACAAAUUCAACCUACAGAGAAAAUCUGACAAUGAUUUGGAUAACUGCAGACCAUCCAUCAGAGGAGAUCUUGCUCAGUUUUUUUGAAGAUCCUGAACAAGCAGGGGAUGACGUUAGUAAACAAAUGGUAACCAUCACUAACAAAGCUCUCAGGGGGAGGAAAGAUAAACAGGAUAGAGUGCUGUUUAUUUUUCCUGCUGUUUUUUCCUUCACUUUAAUUUUCAUUAUUUGCUGUGUAUUUUUUGUGUAUUUGUUUGUUUGUAUUUUGAAUGUGAGCGUAUUCAUUCUAACCAAAUACAAAAACAAGUACAUGACUUAUAGUUAACCAUUACAUGCAUUUCUGUUUGCGUAUUACUAGCCAAAAACUUAUGAGCUUGUUGCUUAAAUCUUGGAUAAGAAGAUUACAACCUCUUACUAAGGUUAUGUUCCCCUUAAGAACUUAUAUUAAUUCACAUUACAACAGAAAAAAGAAAAACAAUGACUUCAUCAAUGACAUUUGAAUCGUUACAAGUCCAUAUGAAAAUCUGGUGGAUGAUGCAGUGUAAGCCGAUGAAAAUUAAGGAAUGGCUCACAUUUAUUCUAUUAGUGCUGCUGUAGGACGCCCAAUUAAGUCUUUCUUUCCCCAACAGUGGAAAAAUGAACUUCCCCAAGCAGUCACACGUAUAGUGUAUGAGAGAAAUGUUCCAACAGAUAUAUCACCAUGAACUUAUCUUAUGUGGUCACCAGCAUUGGUACCACCUUCGCUGAGUGAGUUGAUAUAAAUCAUUUUGUGCCUUUAUUGCCCAACUCUCACCUUGUUCAUGUAUCAUGUUUAAGUGAUAGAGAUUUUUAUUUCAUUUAUUUAGAGUGUCGAGAUAAUUAUGCUAGUAUGUCAGAAACUGAGGCUGAAAUAGAACCAAACACCAGUCUUUUAGACAACAAUAAGGUACCCAAGUCAGAGCUCAAGUAUGAUCCUCUGUUAGAUCUGUCCAAGUCUGUUUUUCGACCUUCCUUUACCCAGUAUGCUUUCUAGUCUGAAUUCUACCCUACCUUAAGUCUGAAUGCUUCUAAGUUGGAAUUCAAACCAACCUUUAGUCAGAGUACUUUAGAAAACAGAUGCUGUAGUUUAAAGUUAUAACAUUUAUUGAAAAUUUGAAAAGAAUGUCAUAUGUUAAAAGUUUAUAUUUUUACUGUAAAUGACAUAAAAUUUGAUUUUAAAACAAUGUUUAACUAGCAUUUAUUGAUGAUAGAACAGUCUUAACAAUUUUUAAGGAAAAUACAUGUAUCCAGUAAAUUAAGUUCUGAUAUAAUAUUAAUACCAAGUGUUCAUUGUAAUAAACCGCCACCAUAUAGACAGUGUUUAUGGUCUACCAUACCGAACAGUACGUUC
Molecule: messenger RNA, 5911 nt
Organism: Ruditapes philippinarum (Manila clam)
Lineage: Eukaryota; Metazoa; Mollusca; Bivalvia; Venerida; Veneridae
Molecular function (GO): DNA binding
Source: RefSeq, a predicted model, not a curated record